Molecule: messenger RNA, 4331 nt
Organism: Acipenser ruthenus (sterlet)
Lineage: Eukaryota; Metazoa; Chordata; Actinopteri; Acipenseriformes; Acipenseridae
Product: tetraspanin-31-like
Exons: 6
Coding region: 163-801 (212 amino acids)
Cellular component (GO): membrane
Source: RefSeq, a predicted model, not a curated record
GACGCUCGCAACGCUGUAUGCCGGUAGCUGGAAGGAAAUCCGUUUUUAGAUUUAAAGAGACAGCGUUACUGUUUCUCUAUCGCCUUCCGAGGGCAAAUGAGAUACAAAAACAAGCAAACAAGUUGUAUUGUCUAUUAUUAAUUAAAAAUAAGCUUCUGAAAAAUGGUUUGCGGCGGCUUCACCUGCUCGAGAAAUGCCCUCAGUUCGCUUAACGUCGUUUAUAUGCUGGUGGGCUUGCUGCUGAUAGGGGUGGCAGCCUGGGGGAAAGGCUUCGGCAUCGUCUCCAGCAUCCACAUCAUCGGAGGGGUGAUUGCUGUCGGGGUGUUCCUGCUUCUGAUCUCCAUCGUGGGGCUUGUCGGAGCCAUCAACCACCACCAAGUCCUGCUGUUCUUUUACAUGGUCAUCCUGUUCCUCGUCUUCAUCAUUCAGUUUGGGGUGUCCUGCUCUUGCCUGGCCAUCAACCGGGGCCAACAGGAGCAGCUCCUGAACACUUCCUGGAGUCAUCUGAGUAACCAAACGCGCGUGGAGCUGGAGACGAGACUGGACUGCUGUGGGCUACUCAACGACACACUGAGCAUGGGCCAGUUCCGGAUGGACUAUGCAAACUGCACUGCGGUUUGUAAAGCAAAGAACCAGUGUUACACUUGCGGGGAUAAAAUGCUGCAGCAUUCACAGGAAGCUCUCCAGAUCCUGGGAGGAGUGGGGCUCUUUUUCAGUUUCACUGAGAUCCUGGGAGUCUGGCUAGCUGUGCGCUACAGGAAUCAGAAGGACCCACGAGCGAACCCCAGUGCCUUCCUGUAGACCCCCCUCCUUUCACCCCCCAAUCACACACACGCGUGCGCACACACACGAUCACAACCAUUCUCGUCCCAUCUCCUCCCUGUAGCUGCUCAAACCCUACCUACGGAUCAAAAUGGCACACCCACUGAGCCAGCAAACACUAAUGAGUUCAUGUCAGAAAGCCAGCCCAGCCAUGUGUGUUCACUAAUGCAUGAUGGAAUGGACCCCUUAUUGGCAUUCCUCCAAGGAGACUGGCACUGUCUCUUUCCAGGAGUGUCCCUUUGCAAUGCGUCAUUCUUGAUGUGAAGUUUUUAUAUAUAAUAUAUAGACGUGCGUAUGUGUGUGUGUGUGCGCGCAUAUAUACAGAUACAGAUACAGUGUGGCUGUAAGCAGAACUUCAGGCUUGAAAAGAGAAGUAGAUUGGAAAGAACCAGACAAGGGUGGGGUAUCCUCUAACUCAACAGAAAUAAGAUUUGUAUAAAGGCGUCUUGUAGUUUUUUUAGAAAAUAGUUUUUUUGUUUUCUUUAUAGAAUAUAGCCUUUCCCGUUGACAGCCAACCUAAUUAUUAUUUUUUUUUUUAAAUAGUGGCAACCUACAUAGUGAAGUUGUCGUUAACUGCUUAGAGCGAUGCUUAAUGUGGUUUUGGAAGUGUUUAAAUAUUAAAUUAGAAUUAAGUUGCAGUUGCAGCUUUAAUACAGUGUUUCAUAUUGUUACAGUCAGCCCAAAAACUGAACUUGGGAGAUUUAUAGUGGAGACACCAUGAACGUUCAUAUUCAUAGAGUACUGUAGUUUUUCCACGCUGAAAAACUCGCAAGCACCCGAAAGAGGUCAAGUGGGUAGCUUGCAGCUCUCCUGAUGAGUGAAAUAACCACAGGACUAUAUGGAGUAUUCUAUUUAUAUAACAAGGAGAAUAGAAAAGGAAGCAUGUUUUAAACCUAGCUGGAUUUGGAGAGUUACAUGAUGUCAAUCAACUUCCGCAUCUGCUUAGAAACGGAAUUUGGAACAGCGUGAUUCUUCCUGUGGUUCUGUUGUAAUUUGGAACAGCGUGAUUCUCCCUGUGGUUCUGUUGUAAUUUGGAACAGCGCGAUUCUCCCUGUGGUUCUGUUGUAAUUUGGAACAGCGCGAUUCUCCCUGUGGUUCUGUUGUAAUUUGGAACAGCGCGAUUCUCCCUGUGGUUCUGUUAGAUUUUUAAUGAAUGCAAGAAUGCAAAAAUAGGGAUGGGGGUCACUCUGCACCACCGAAUAUGAAAGUCAUUUGAUGCUAGAUCUCUCAACAGUUGUUUCAGGGUGUCGGAAUGGUGGUACACACCCAUCCUGUUCCAGGUUGAAACCACUUGAGGCAGAGCGUUGCAUUUCUAUAUGUAUCUAGCAGUCACAAGGUGCAAUGUGGAAAUAGCUCUGGGGAUCUCUGACUGGAGCAAAAUAAAAAAUGGAACGUUAUUAUGAAUUCUCAGCCAGUGAUUCCUCAAGAUAAGCCUGAAGGUGGUUAGCCAAUUGAAACAUCAUGUGUUGCAAUCUAGUUUAAAUGCAAGGCAUGUGCGUAAAGUCUCUUGUUUGUACUAAAUCUGGCUGCGUGGGCCAGCCUUCAGGACCAAGUGGCAUUUAGUAUCUCCGAAUGAAAAUGAGGCAAAAUGUAAAAUACACAUUAUAUCUAAAGAAGAAAAAGAAAAUAGAAAAGGUUGUUGCCAAAAUACAGGGAUGACUCGUGUCACCUUGACAUGUGCAGUAGCAGCAGUUGUAUAAUAUUGGCAAAUUAUUGUUAGUGAUGUGUUGGGGUGGGACUUUUUUUUAAAGAGGACUUCAAGUAAAUGUGUAUUAUUAUUAUUAUUAUUAUUAUUAUUAUUAUUAUUAGUUUGCCAAAUGAUGGAUGGGAUUGUGUUAAAAUAGAUUUGUUUUGUUAAUAUUUUUAUAGGUAUAUAUAUGUUUUUUUUUGGUAAUUAUCCUCAGAUUUAUGCUUUUGUUCAAUGUUGCCAUACACACACGUUAUAAAUGCCUAGGGUUUGUCUGCCAGUCAUAGCUAUAGUUAUACGUGCUUCCUCAUGCAUGUCUUAACAGCACAAGAUAUAUGAAGACAAAACAACUGUACAAACAAACAAAACAAGCAUUUUUUAAUACAGAUUUCUAAGUAGAAUUGAUAGAAAACUUUUAGGGUUUAUGCGGGUCCUGCUAAUUGCAUGGAGCACUGUACCAUUCACAUUUAAAUAACGUUCUCAAGAUUUCAAGUAGGGGUGUACAAACCCAGUGCUGCAGGACUUCUAGGUAUCGUUAAAUAACUGAUUAUGUAAUUAGGGUGUAGGACCGGAAUUCUGCACCCCUGGUUUAGAGAGUGUUUCAAACCUUGUGUUCACAUGGCUUCUAUAAGGUGUGACAGCAUGAUUUAAAGUGAAUGGCAGUCAGGAUGAGAAUGCACAUUAUUUUGGUUGCGUGGAUAUGGUAGUUGAUGCUUGUUUCUCUGCUCCAAACGUGAGGGGAUCCAUCAGAAUAAUGCAAACACCAUGUGUGUGCCGACUCCAAACUCCUGCCCUAAUGAGGUACUGAUAUUUUCAGUACUUUCCAGUUUCUGGGAAAUGUGAAUUGCCAAUUAUAUGGUUAUCAAAAGCCCUCUUUCCAUUGGUAGUGCUUUGCUUUUGACUAGUUCAUAAGUGUCUGGCUCCACAGACCCUGUGAACACUUGUGUUGGACUGCUAAGUUAACAUUAGGUAGUAAUAUCUAUUGAAGAGAAUCGGUUUCAAUAUUAAGUUUCUUAAAAAAAAAAAAAAACAGCAGUACAACUUUCAUGGCGUUCCCUCAACCCUAGGUGCGUCUUUUCCCUUUUUGAUUUGACUGCAGAUUGAAGUAAAAUCAACUUAAAAUGAUCCCAGAUUCAUUGCUGGAUUUGUACGGGGCUUGCUUACAAAGGCAAGUCAUAACCAGCGCUUUUAAAAAAAGGUUUUGUGUUUUUCCAUGGGUCCUACCACCGUAGCAUUUCAUGAUGUUAGAACCCAAGAUUUGAUCUUUAUCCUGUAAGAUUGCAAGCAAGUUUUAAACCAAUUGGAGAGGAAACUGUUUUUAAAGGCUUGGUUCAUUCCUCUUUUAGAAGGCACUGUGAGCCUUUUUAUAAAUACGCUUCGCUUUGCAGUCCCCUUGCCUAUCCAGUGCUCACGAGGGUCCACUCUUGUAGUGUAAAAGACACGGUCAACUCUCCAUACUAACUUAAAUAAGCAAGCUAGAAUGCCAGUCGCCCUGUAAACCGUACAAACGUUUCUGUGUGAAUUAAUCUGAAGCAAACCACUCCAAACGGAACUGGCUUGGGGGAAGUUCUCCCGUUCUGCUUUCUGUUUCAGGCCUAGACUGAUCAUCUCCAAUAGACGCGAUCUCUGUGUUUUUUUUAGGAUUUAGCUGGACUCUUUUUGUGUGCUACUGAAAGACCUAAAUAUCGGAACCUUUUUCCUAUCUCCUGACACCCCAUCCCACCCAAUUAGACUAGUCUCCCAUAGGAUCCAAAGUGGCUUAAUGUUUUACACUGAAAGAAUGUUCAUGUAAAUAAAAUUCAAAAAGUAAUAAUGAAAAUGA